AUACUAAUGUUUAUUUUAAUAUAUACGUAUAUAUAUAUUAAAUAUGUCUGAAUAACUGCCUUGUAUCUAAUGAUAUAACUGCAUAAGAUUGGUGUCGCAAAGUUUGUACAACAUUUCGCGAUUCCCCAUUGUCGCCACCUGCCGGAUUACCAAGGCGCUAAUUGCGGAGCCGUUAAGUUCCGGGGGUUUCCGGUGCCAGCACCAGGGAGACGAGCGUGGAUCGGAUCCGUCGAAAAAAAAAAGGGAACAUAUCCCCCCCACCGAAGAUGUCCGAUUCUAACCAGGAUUCCAAAGCCGAUGGGGGUGACAGUUGCGAAUACAUCAAGCUCAAGGUGGUCGGCCAGGACGGGAACGAAAUUCAUUUCAAAGUCAAGAUGACCACCCAGAUGGGAAAGCUGAAGAAGUCUUACAGCGAGCGUGUGGCAAUGUCCGUCGCGUCACUGAGGUUCCUUUUUGAUGGCAAGAGGAUAAACGACGACGAAACUCCUAAGCAGCUGGAGAUGGUGAACGACGACGUCAUAGAGGUGUACCAAGAGCAGACGGGAGGCAGCCUCUAGCCAGACUACAGGUGUGAGCCGCCACGGCAGCCCGGGGGGCGGCGAGAGGGUGGCAUCCACUGCCACCGCCGUGACCGCCAUUUAACUAAAAUCACUUGUACACUCCCAUCUCGCAUUGGUCCACCGGGCCACGGCGCCACGCCCCGCCCGGGCGGGGACGACAGACGGCACGCCGUAGGUGGCACCUCGCGGCCGGCGCCGUCUGCCGCCCCACUGCUGUACAAAUCGCUUUCCCUCGUCGACACCGCAGCGCUUCAGAGAUGGAUUGUGGCGUGCACCUCUAGAAAGCAUUACCCCCGUGUGCAUACCGUCUGCCUUGCUGUGGCCGAAGAUUUAACAUUUUCUCUGUGCUUUGUUGCUGGUUUUUUCGUUUUUUUUGCCCCCUUAAAUUUGUAGCGUUGAGCUCGAAGUCGAGCUACGGACCUUCGUCUCUCCCGCGACGUCUCGGGGCGGGCACAUUCCUCGAGAGUCGCGAAUAAAGAGAUUUUGUCGCC
This is a messenger RNA of Ixodes scapularis (black-legged tick), 1051 nucleotides long. Its product is annotated as small ubiquitin-related modifier. Gene Ontology annotation, cellular component: nucleus; PML body. The coding region runs from base 267 to 557 and encodes 96 amino acids. The transcript is spliced from 5 exons. The record is from RefSeq and is a predicted model, not a curated record. NCBI's taxonomy places the organism in Eukaryota, Metazoa, Arthropoda, Arachnida, Ixodida, Ixodidae. Gene Ontology annotation, molecular function: ubiquitin-like protein ligase binding; protein tag activity. Gene Ontology annotation, biological process: protein sumoylation.